CUCCGUAGCCAUUUUGGCUCAAGCCAGCUCCCGCGCGGAUGGUUCAAGGGCCCGCUUCUGGCGAAAGCCUAUCGGCGGCCCUUCGCUCCAGCGCGCGGCGGAUGGCGCGGGAUGCUGCCCUCGAUGGCGGCAAGGCUUCCUCCUCAGCGGCUCGCCGGUCUGCCCGGAAGGCCGCCGCUGCUUCUGCUGAGCGUGCGGUCCAUCACUUCCGAGCUGAAGCUGAGGGCUGGAAAAAGAAGUACUACGAUCUGGCCUUCUCCCUGGGUUCGGACAGGUGCCCUCAGCUGGGUCCUCGGCUGGCGGCCGCGGCGCCUGCGCUGGAGGCACUGCUCUUGGACGAGCCCGUGGAGCACACUGAUGUCCUUCGACGGAACGUUGCCCUGCAUUCGGUUGCCGAGGGGAUCGACAUCGUCACCGCCUCGCCUGCCGAGCUCAACUCUGCGCAACGUGGGCCUCGCUUGGGAGCCAGGCCCCCAUGUGUUGUGGCGGCUUCCUUUACUGCACUUCGGGUAUGCGCGGCGCCCUUUGUGCCUGGAGCUGCCGCUCAUCAUGGGUUUCUUGAUGGGGUCAGUUUAUGCCGUGGUGACUUCAAAGAUGUAGUCGUUCCUGUUCCUUGUGGUGAAGAUGGCCUUGGUGACAAUGCCACCGCGGUGGAGGUCUCAAUGGACAUGGAUGUUGAGCACAUCUCCGUUGUCGAGGAGCAGCUGCGCUCUUGGGAGGCUUUGGGUGCCGCGUCCCGCUCCUUUGUGCGCAGGCGUCGGCGCCUUGACGGCGGCAUGCGGUUGACAUCAGCUCCGAUUUCGGAAUCUCCCAACACCGCCAGGGGAGGGUACGACUAUUCAGGUGACGAGGUCAUCGUCGGAGGCCCCGUUCCAGUGCUGUGGGUUCCGCGUGACCUGCCGCCCGACCCUGGAGAGGGCCGCCUCUUCUCCUGAGAUGGCGACUGGUACCCUCAUUUUCGUGUUCGUCAUUGUCGGCAUAUGCUGGUUCUGGGUAUUGGCACUUUGCGUCGUAUGGCAUUGUUGUUUUCUCGUGCGGGGUUCAUUUUCCUGGUUCGGCCUCAAAGGUGCGGGCUGUAUGGCGUGCAGCUGUCCGACGAGAUCUACGGCGUUAUUGUGCUGCUCCUCAUUUCUGGUUUAUUCUGUCAGUGUUCGGCAUGGAGGUGUACUUCAUCAGAUGCUGGGAGUUGCCGUUUUCUUUGGGCUUUUCCGUCUUCUUCGAUUUCGGCUACUCCUUCAUCUCUUUCCUCAUUGACUUGGGGUCCUUGAGCGCGGAUGUCAA
Molecule: messenger RNA, 1281 nt
Organism: Prorocentrum cordatum
Lineage: Eukaryota; Dinophyceae; Prorocentrales; Prorocentraceae
Source: the annotation of a GenBank genome assembly